Molecule: messenger RNA, 1037 nt
Organism: Cololabis saira (Pacific saury)
Lineage: Eukaryota; Metazoa; Chordata; Actinopteri; Beloniformes; Belonidae
Product: programmed cell death 1 ligand 1-like
Exons: 4
Biological process (GO): immune response; T cell costimulation; cell surface receptor signaling pathway
Cellular component (GO): external side of plasma membrane
Source: RefSeq, a predicted model, not a curated record
UAACGAAAGAGGAACUAGAUCUGUCCGUCAAGAGAGAGAACUUACUGAUGAAGCAGGAAAUGAUCAGAAAUACUUAUAUCCAGAACUAACGGUCCAACUGAAGCAGGGACAUAAAGAACAUGAACAGAAUCAUCAGUUUUAUGCUUUAUGGUCUGUUUUUUUGCUCCUCGGUUUUCUCUAAUGAUGAUACACAGGUCUCCUGUCAGGUCAGCAAGACUUGUAUCUUACCCUGCAGUUUCACAGCUCAUGAUGACGUUGUUAUCCACUGGAUUCAAGAGACUCCACCAGAGUCCCGGGUUCUAGAGACUCCACCAGAGUCCCGGGUUCUAGAGACUCCACCAGAGUCCCGGGUUCUAGAGACUCCACCAGAGUCCCGGGUUCUAGAGACUCCACCAGAGUCCCGGGUUCAAGAGACUCCACCAGAGUCCCGGGUUCACUCCUACUAUCGCAAACAAGACCGACUGAGAGAGCAGCACCAGAGGUUCAGAGGAAGAACAUUUCUGUUUGAGGACCAGAUUUCCAGAGGAAACGCUUCCCUGCUGCUGAGAGGAGUGAAGGUUCAGGACCAGGGCAGAUAUCUGUGUAACGUCAGCACCAUCACUGGAGAUAAGGAGAACUUCAUCCACCUGAAUGUGAACGCUCCAGUCCAGCACAUCAACAUAGAACAGGUACAAAAUAAAAUCACCUGCAGCUCAGAGGGGAUCUAUCCUGAACCUGGACUCAUCUGGACCACCAAUCCUCCAUCCAGCAUGAACCUGCAGAACCCACCAACAGUCCAGCAGACUGAACAGCAGCUUUACAGCAUCAGCAGCUCUCUGAUACUUUCAGACGGAGAUACUGACCUGGACUACAUCUGCACCGUCAGCACUCCAGCAAACAGCAGGAGAUCCACUUUGCUUCAACCAGCUGUUAUAAGUGGAUCAAACACUGAAACAUUCAUCUCCUGCUCAGUCUCCAAUUAUCCAAUAAAGUAUCUCACCUGGACAUUUAACCACAAAGAGAUCAUCCUGACACAGGGGGCAGAUGAAUGCCGCGAC